AUGAAGAGGAGAAUUUAUGCAGAAUAUGUGGAUACAAAAUGGAGUCAUGGGCACAUUUUCCUUGUCAGAGCAUGGCGCGAACGCUGGAGCGAUUUGCAGUGGGACAUCAACAUUAAAACAGUAAGAUAAAAAUUAUCAUCAAUUUAUUUAUCAUCCGAUUGUAUAUUGCAACAGGCCUUAGUAGGUCCUGGCCCAAAUUAUUUAGUGUUGUCCUACUUAAAACAUUCGCUUAGUUCUCAGCUCGUUUCGUACGCUGCUGUUUUGCAACGUAUUAGCAAAUACGACGCUUUUCAAAAGCCCCACUGUAUUCUAAGCCUUCUGAACUUCUUAGAAACAAUUCACAUCGGCAUAACUUGCCGAGGGAAACCCGAAGAAGAUCUUUCAGCCGCUGCAGUAUUGUCUGUCGUACUGAUUCCACAGCCAUCCGAACUGAUGGAUAAACCUGCCAGUAUUCUAAAAGAAAUGCUCAAUUCCGAUUUCAUUUGCGCAAUGAUGUACUUAGCGAAACACGACGAUAAGGAUAUUGUCGAGUGUAUUUUAAACAAAUUGCAGGAAGUCAAUUUGGUCACUGAGAAGCAGAAUAAAGAACUCAGCAGUCGAAGGGAAGGACUGACGGUAGCUUUGCAUAAACUCGAACCUUCAGUCGCUGCAACUACUGCAAUUCCCAAAGUGAUAUUGCGCGCCGAGCAUACACUAAGUGGUUUUCUGAGAUCUCUCAAUGCAGACUGUUCGAUAAGAAGCGAAGCCCUCUUGAACAUGCUAAAUCAAAUCCACAUCGGGAAAACUUUCGACCUGAUAAUGGCCGUCGCAUCUGUGGAGGACAAACUGAAAGCAUUCGUCUCGGAAAUGAUAAAAUUCAACGAGUACAGCAAUCAAGUGAAUGAACCGGUCCCGGGAAGUCCAUCCUCGCGUGCAAUGCUAUUCGACAUGACUUUCUUGAUGCUCUGCUCCAUUGUUCAGACAUAUGGAUCUGAGGUUUUAGAAGAAGGUGGAGAUUCCUUUUGUUGAACAGUGGGUUCGCGAGAGUGCAUGCCUGAGCGUGGAAAUCCGAAAUCUCCACACAAGCUCCUUCAAACGAUCGACCCUGCAGUGGUCGAUGUUCUUCUGCAGCAAAUUAGUUCUGGAGAAGCUGAUUUUAUGACGAUCACUGUCAAUUGGGACAAAAAGUGUCUGGCGGCAAUGGGAGUUGUGAAGGAAUUUCUUUUCGGAUGGGAGAGUGGUGGUUUGAGUGCUGGAGAUGUCAAGAGAGCCCUCGACAGAUUGAGAAAUGGCGUUUGCUGUUUACCUGUGUGUGCUGCGACUUGGCUGUGUGUACAUAUGAGCAUCACUCAUCAGGAUGCACUUCUCAAGCCCAUGAAUAUGGUUCAGCAGUUUCUGACACCUGGCAUAGCCGAAGAGACACAGGAAUCCUCAUUUAAGGAAAGGAAGUUUUGCGGUUUCAGGUCUGCCUUAAUGUUUCAAAUUAUACGGAAGAUGCAAUAUGACGUUCGUCCACCAACUCAAUUCAAGAAAGUGCUUGCCGUCUUUCACAGCCUUAUAUCUCGUCAACCGAUGUUGGAACAGUUGGAAUCGAUAUGGCAGAUGAUUCACCACCGAGGUUGGAUAAAUAUUCAAGCAGCAUAAGGUCUUCAUGCCUUAUUAAAUACCGGCGGUUCCCUCUGGUUUGUUUCUAAUUUGGCGAAAGCAACACUAAAGUACAAAUAUCAGGAAGGAUUGGAUCGAGCCAUUGAUCUGACUUUCUCCAUCUUUCAUUUUGAUAUAGAAAACUGUACAUUGGAUCUUUUGAAUAAUCUUGUACCGCAAUAUUUGUACAAUGUGUUGCAUCUAACUGAUAGAAAAAUGAGAGGAAUUGAUAUUCUUCUGGAUGUGAAAGUGCCGAGAAUAUUGCAGAAUAGAAACGAGACUCAGAAUUCCGAAAUAAAUUCGCUCUAA
Belonocnema kinseyi is the source of this 1932-nucleotide messenger RNA. Its product is annotated as mediator of RNA polymerase II transcription subunit 24-like. The transcript has 9 exons. Gene Ontology annotation, cellular component: mediator complex. The record is from RefSeq and is a predicted model, not a curated record. Gene Ontology annotation, molecular function: transcription coregulator activity. NCBI's taxonomy places the organism in Eukaryota, Metazoa, Arthropoda, Insecta, Hymenoptera, Cynipidae.